Molecule: messenger RNA, 2007 nt
Organism: Vavraia culicis subsp. floridensis
Lineage: Eukaryota; Fungi; Microsporidia; Pleistophoridae
Exons: 1
Coding region: 1-2007 (668 amino acids)
Source: RefSeq, a predicted model, not a curated record
AUGUUUGAAAUGUACUUCUCAGUGCUUAGCUUGCAUUAUAUAUCAUACCUGAAUGCUUCACAGAAUCCGGUUUCGGAUUUGCUUGGAGUGUACCAGACAAUGAAUUAUUAUAAGCAGCGCGUUGAAGACCAUGCGAAGAUGGUUAUAGCAAAAGAUAGUGAUGCUAUUCGUCCUGAUGAUGAAAGGGAGAUGCCUUGCCGAAAAAAUACCUGUACUAAUGUUUUAGGAGAGGAUAACAGGGAAGUGAACAGAUCUGCUCAUAAAGUAGGAUACACAGGUCAAGAAACAUGUCUUGAAAGAACAUGUAAGGAUCAACAGCCAUCCACCUCUUCUUAUGUCGACCAUAAAUCAGAGUUGUUUCGUGAAGAAGAGCAUUCUCCCGAGUCGAAGAUAUCUCUCGGCAAAAAUCUCAGUAAAAAGACCGAUAUUCCAACAAUCGCCGGAAAUGCCUGCAAAUAUCUGCAAGGGCGCAAAACACAUUUUCGAAAGAAGCCGUAUGAAGGGUGUAAUGAAACUUCGGGCGAAAAAAUAGAAGAGAACAAUCAUAAUAUAUCUGAUAUGAUGUAUAAUAUGAACGAUAGCUGCGAAUCAAGAAGAAUGACCGGUUUAAGAUUUAGAAAUUGGUCAUCGAAAUUGGCACUACCGAUGCGCAUAUAUUACAGCAUUUUAAAUACGAUGUGGCAUGUUUCUUAUGGGAAGUACAUAGAUGAUACAUCAAGCAAAUCGAGCUUUCACUUACAAUACGAUAACAUGCUGUGUUUUUUGAAUACUUCCAUAUCUCAUUCUCCAAACGAACACCUGCUUGCCAAACAUGUUCUUGAUUCAAUCAAAAUAUUAUGCCAAAAACACAAUAGCUAUUACAAAUCAAAACACAAUGAUGAUUGUUAUGGUGUUGAACAUCAAACAACACAUGAUCCCACCAUCACGACACGAUGGCAUGGUUCAUGUUCUGCAAUGAGUCACCCAGACAUAAUAAAUACUAGGAACAUUAAUCAAGAACAUGUUGUUUCGUAUCUAAAUAUCUGUCAGGCACUUAAAAAAACGCAAAGUGAUGAUAUGAUGUUCUAUUUGACCAAAUUACAGGAUGAUGCUGAACUGAUCAAGGAUAUUACAAACUUAUGCUACACCAAAGUGAUGCCUUUGCUAAUCCAAAACGUUAACGUGUUCUUUAGAAUUAUUGGAAUCAAUUCAUCGACUUUCAGAACGCUCAACAGAUUGGAUAUAAAAACCAUCAUCUACAACCAGCUAUCAAUUUUUUUUUGUUCAAAUUUAAGUGUGAAACUGCUACUAUUUCCUGAGCUACUUUCCCUGAGACAGUACUUCUACGACAUUACUGCCGGUAAACGCUACGAUAAUACACACAAGUUGUACAUAGGUUAUUAUGUAAUGCGUAAAUUCGAACUACUCGUCCAAUUAUUUAUGAACAUUAUUGGACGAAAGGGUCUGGAUCGAAAAGAUUUGCGUGACCACGAUAUUUUGUUUUACCAACUGUACACUCGUGAGUUUUUCUUGGUUUAUGUUUUCCAUAACGUUUUAUCGAUGAGCUAUUCCGACAUCAUACGAUAUGUAAGUCUGUGCCGGUUGCAAUUUCUACUUUUCUUCAAAUUUACUGAUCAUGGUAACUACGAGAAUGAGGGUAACUUUAUUGAAUUUCUUCCCUUGAACUUUCUCGAUGUCUCUCCUGUUUUCAAUAUAAAAUCAUUCAUUCAAUGCGAAGGGAAUAUUUUGGAUUCGACCAUCACCACUGAAGUAAGACAAAUACCCAACCAGGUGGUUUCUAAAUAUUUUAUUGAUCAGACCACUGUUCCUCGAGAGCUGCUUAGGCGAUUCUUAGAGAGUGUUAGAGUAAUUAUGCCCUCUUUUGAAUGCUGUGAUGUUUUUUUCAACAUGGUUUGGAACGAUGCAAACGACGUGAAUUUUAACUGGCACAGCCAUGCUACCAUUUCUAAUUGGGUAACACGGGUCCGACUUUUGCCGAUACACUCGUAUUUAAGCAGUCGUUCAUGA